Messenger RNA from Monopterus albus (swamp eel), 4303 nucleotides. It is a transcript of the gene add1, whose product is annotated as adducin 1 (alpha). Gene Ontology annotation, molecular function: actin filament binding. Lineage: Eukaryota; Metazoa; Chordata; Actinopteri; Synbranchiformes; Synbranchidae. Gene Ontology annotation, cellular component: focal adhesion; adherens junction; cytoskeleton. Gene Ontology annotation, biological process: positive regulation of establishment of endothelial barrier; positive regulation of adherens junction organization; barbed-end actin filament capping. The record is from RefSeq and is a predicted model, not a curated record.
GGGGAUGAUGGUGGAUGGGCGGAGCGACGACGCAGGAAAGGCAAACGCAGAGAGAUAAACUCGCUCUGAAACCACCAGUGUAGGGGCAAAAAAUAUUGAAUACUGCCGUCCGGCUUUUACGGAGCACUGUUUAUAUUUCAUCACUUCAUUGCAUAGAGGGAGGCCAGCCGAGGAUGAACGGCGACUCAAAUGCCGGAGUGGUGACGGCCCCCCCUCCCACCACAGCCCCCCACAAGGAGCGGUACUUUGACCGGGUGGAUGAGAGCAGUCCGGAGUACCAGAGGGAAAGGAACAUGGCGCCUGACCUGCGGCAGGACUUCAACAUGAUGGAGCAGAGGAAGAGGGUCUCUAUGAUUCUACAGAGCCCGGCAUUCUGUGAGGAGCUGGAGACAAUGAUCCAGGAUCAGCUGAAGAAGGGGAAGACGCCUACGAGCCUCUUGGCUCUGCAGCAGAUCGCAGACUUUAUGACCACCAGCAUGCCUUCCAUGUAUCCCGCUGCACCACAAGGAGGCAUGGCGGCGCUCAAUAUGAGUUUGGGUAUGGUGACUCCGGUGAAUGAUCUGCGUGGCUCAGACUCCAUCUCCUACGACAAGGGCGAGAAGCUGCUUCGCUGCAAACUGGCUGCCUUUUAUCGGCUUGCCGACUUGUUUGGCUGGUCCGAGCUCAUCUACAACCACCUCACAGUCAGGGUGAACUCAGACCAGGAGCGCUUCCUUAUUGUCCCUUUUGGGCUCCUUUACAGUGAAGUCACUGCCUCCAGUCUGGUGAAAAUAAACCUUCAAGGUGAGAUAGUGGACCGGGGAAGCACCAACCUUGGGGUGAACCAGGCCGGUUUUGUGCUGCACUCUGCCAUCUACGCCGCACGGCCUGAUGUCAAGUGUAUAGUACAUAUACACACAUCCGCGGGUGCUGCAGUGUCGGCCAUGAAAUGUGGCCUGCUGCCCAUCUCGCCUGAGGCUCUCUCCCUGGGCGAGGUGACCUACCAUGACUACCAGGGCAUACUGGUGGACGAGGAAGAAAGUAAUCUUAUACAGAAAAACCUAGGGCCUAACAGCAAGGUGCUCAUCCUGAGGAACCACGGGUUAGUGUCCGUAGGUGAAACGGUGGAGGAAGCGUUCUAUUACAUCCACAACUUGGUCACAGCCUGUGAGAUCCAGGUGCGAACACUGGCCAGCGCUGGAGGGCCAGAUAAUCUGGUGAUGCUGGACCCGGGGAAAUACAAAUCACGCCCGCAGGUCCCUCAGCCGGCCGACGAUGGGUCCUCUACACACCCCAAGUGGAAAGUCGGGGAGCAGGAAUUUGAGGCUCUCAUGAGAAUGCUCGACAACUUGGGCUACAGGACAGGCUACCCUUAUCGCUGCCCAGCAUUGCGAGACAAAUCUAAAAAGUACAGUGAUGUGGAGAUGGCUCCCUCCGCCCACGGUGGUUACUCACACGGGGAGGACAGUGACUCAGGUGCUCGCUCCCCGCUGAAACACAGCUUCCAGCGCAGCCAGUAUGACAAGACCCGCUGGGUCAGUACUGGCGGUCGGCCUGAUGAGCCCUACGAGGACGGGCCCGAUGGAAGCAGCCCCAAGUCGAAGCCAAAGGUGUGGACGAACAUAACACAUGAUCACGUCAAACCCUUGCUGCAGUCUCUCUCGUCCGGUGUCUGCGUGCCAAGCUGUAUAACCAACUGCUUGUGGACAAAGGAAGACGGGCUCCGCCAGGCUGCCGUAGCCAAUCAGUUCAUCCCACUGAACACCAAUCCAAAAGAAGUCCUGGAAAUGAGGAAUAAGAUCCGGGAGCAGAACCUGCAGGACAUAAAGACAGCAGGGCCCCAGUCUCAAGUUCUGUGUGUUGGCACUGUGGUGGAACGCAACUUUCUCCAGGGGGAGCUCGUGACCGCGUCCAAGGCCAUCAUUGAAAAGGAGUACCAGCCCAAGGUUAUCAUCAGCAAGCAGGGUCCCAACCCCUUCACCAAACUCACUGACCAGGAGCUGGAGGAAUACCGCAGGGAGGUGGAGCAGAAACAGAAAGGGACUGAAGACCUGGAGCAGCUAGUAGAGCCUGAGGAGGAGCUCAAAGGGCAGAAACUCACCACGACGCCACCCAGCACCCCAGUCAGAGCAGAGGAAGAACAAACCCAUAAGGAUGAGAGUGACGCAGCCACCCUGAGACAGACCCUUCCAGAUCUGACUGCAGAUGCAGCUGAGGUGGAGGAACCCGCUGACGCUGGCGAGCAAGAGGGUGACGAGUCUCCCAGUAAAUCACCCUCCAAAAAGAAAAAGAAGUUCCGCACUCCUUCGUUCUUAAAGAAAAACAAAAAAAAGACAGAGUCCUAGGUUGGAGAAUGUCGGCUGGCCUCUGCCUUUUUCCUUUUUGCUUAUUUCUCUGCUAUCAUUGCACCGUCGAGCAAACCACAGUUACACAGUUAUGCUUUUUGUUGUUUUAAUAUCAUUUGUCGCUGGCUUAUUAACCUGCGUAUUUUUCCUUGUUAGUGUGUGCCAAUUUUGUAUACAGUGUAAAAAUAAUUGAUUUGAAAGGUUUUUAAUUACUAGACACUUUUAGUUGAGUGAGUGGUGCAUUCGUUCCUGGCCACUGCAUCUGGCCUUUUAUGCAUGUCUAUUACUACAGGCCCACACCUGAUGUGAGGUUUUAUGGUUUUAUUGCCCUCAUUUUUUACGAGUAUUACUAAACUGUUGUAACCACUAGAAUGUACUGAGAUUGUAUCAAAAUAUGUCAGAGUGUCUUUUAAAAACACAGAAUGCAGAAACAGAAGCUUGUACCCUCUCAUUUAACUGGUGGUAAAUUCUGACAGACCCACAAGGUGCAUAGUGCUAAUUUUACCUCUGGCACUGUUCACCCAUGCAAUAACAUGUUAACAGCCCAGGAGAACGACAGUUGGGAUAUUUUCAGUCGAGCAUUUAUCUUUUGAGAGCACAGUCAUACAGAAUCCAUAUUAAUGUGUCCAUAAUCCACUCUCUGAUUAAAUCAUCUCCAUUCAAACUCAAUCACAUGUGGGUGUUGACUUUAAACUCAAAUAGUUUGACCCACAAUCAUUUGACAUGGCCUUGUCUUACACGUAUGCCGUGUAGUGCUUUAGGUCUUUGGUUUAAUAUUUCACAAACCAGUUUCAUUAAAAUAUCCAUCUGCAGUGCUGCAAAGCUGCAGAUGAUGUUAGAAGCUGGUGAUGUUGAGCAUGGUUCACAACAAACUGAAUCAUUCAUGGAAGCGUCAGUAAGCACUGUACUUGUUGAUUCUUCCCGGGAUUGAUGAUGAAUUUGCUACUGGCUGUAAGUCUUUAGGAUGAAGGAAUGUGUAAAGAUGAAUUUUCAGCUAAUUUUUCAUUUAUUGUAAUUAUUUGAGCUUGAAGAAAUGGGCAGGAAUCCUGCGUAUCGCGUGAGAUUAUAAAAAUUCUCUUUUCUUGGUUAUCUUUUUAAACCUCUUGGGCUUUUCCUCACAAAGUAGACUGAGCCACGAUGACUUGCUGUAAGAGAGCACUGUGAACCUCCUCUUUCAAAAAUCACUGUCUGUGAACUCCUAGCACACGUUGCUUAUAGAUAGUCACAGUUUGUCAUACAAGUAGAUACAGUUGUUGCGGAACAUGUACAUGACAAUGGCACUCUUACGAUGCUGCAUGAUUAGCUGUAUUUCAGAACUCUCAACUUGGAUUUGCCUGUGUAAAAGUCUGAGUAAACAGAUUCACUGAAUACCUGUUUCCACUUGCAGUAAAGAAGGACAGGGUGUACACUGGAGAAGAAACUUUAUUUUUGUUUUGUCACUGAUAUGUAAUCAGUGGUGUGACUGCAGAUGAGCUGUGCCUGAGGUUUCAGGACUUUAAGACCAAGACUCCAUACAUUGCUUCCUAAUUUGUGUUAAUUCAUCCUGUUUUAGUGAGGGUUAGUCAUCGGUCUGUCUUAGCUAUGGCGAACCAAAAGGCAGCACUAACAGGAAGCUUCACCUAAUCUGAAAUGCGAACUAAACCUUGGACUUUGAUCACUGUAGGUGGUUUACUGCAGCGCUACAUAUAAGCUGAAGGACUGCAUGUGCGUACUGUCCUUAAAAUGACUAAAACUACCCCUUUAUACCUGAUUAAUAUUUUAUUUUUGCUUUAGUGUGCUAAUAAUACUAAAGUCCUUGUAAUUGUUUUCAUUUGAGAUAACCAUAGAUUUUUGUUAUAAAUCUCACAGCUAUGCUGAUUUACUUCCAAUUUAAAUGUCUCUUCAUUAUAUCAUCUAUAGACUUAAUGCUUCACCUCUCUUUUCUCAUGGUUCUGCCUCUUGAACAACCAUGAAUAAAAAACACUAUCUUUGAAAAUCAG